AGUUUAACAAACUUUCAUUCACUUUAUUAAAAAAUUAAUUAAUUUUUAAACAAUUUUAUCGAUCAUUUAACAAUUAUUGUUUAUUUAUUGAACCAGUAAUGAGUUAAUAAAUUUGUUAAACAUAUAAUUUUGGACAAAAAAUAGGUAAAUAAUUACUAUCCAUAUUUUCAUUGAGAUGAUACAAUUAUUAAUCCACAACAUUAUAUUGAUGACUAAAAGACAAAAACUACUAUUUACUCGGAAACAGUUCUUUAAUGAUGAAAAAGCAAUAACUAAGACGUUGAUAAUUUAAUGGUAACGAAUGCAUUUGGAGCUGCAAGUAUAUGCAUUUUAAACAAUCUUAUGUCUUCCAUUUCUAUAUGUAUAUUUAUAUAAUUAUAUAUAUUAAUUAUUUUUGAAUAUAAAAUAUAAUAAAUGAAUGUACAAAAAAUGUCUGACUCUACGACACCAGAGCAGUCAACGAAUGAUACUACAAUAGCAGCUAGUGAUGAUGAAAAUCGGUCACAGGCAUGCAUAGAUGAGAGUUUCCAUAGUUCAAACUCUGAUUUAUCAGGUCAUUCUCAGUUAUAUAAUGCUCAAUGUUUUGAAAAUAAUAAACAACCAUAUAACACACUAGAUAUAAAUUCGACAAUUGAUAAAAUUGGUGAUUUGAGAAUACCAAUUGUUGGUUAUGAGGUGAUGGAAGAGAGAGCAAGGUUUACAGUUUAUAAACUUCGUAUAGAACAUAAAGACGGAGGAAGUUGGUUUAUUUUUAGAAGAUAUACAGAUUUUGUGCGUUUAUUAACACAGUUGCGUAGACAAAAAUUACCAAUAUCGCAUUUGUCAUUGCCAGGGAAAAAAUGGAUUGGAGAUAAUUUUGCUCCAAGUUUUCUUGAAGAUCGAAUUAGAAGACUUCAGAAAUUCGUAGAUGCAAUAUUGAGUACACCAACACUAAUAGAAAAUACAAGUGUUCGUGAAUUUUUUUGUUUAGAUGAACCUCCCGCACUUUCUGAUACUGCAGAUGAAGCUAGAGCAAUUGUUGAAUCUUUAGAGGACAAUAUAUAUCAUCUAAAACAACAACUAUAUGAUCGUGAAAUUGCACUAGCAGCAGCCAAUUCUGUUUGCAAUGAACUUCGAACAAAACUACACCAAAUAAUUGAGCGAAGAGUAUGUCCAAGGUGUGGCGAAUUUAUUGAUUUUUCUGAAAUAUAUCAAUGACAAGAACUCCAAAGUGAAUUAAUAUUAUGGUAGCAUAAUAAUAAGGAUAAAUUUAUAAUACAUAUUAUUAUUUCAAUGCCUUUGUGCCUUCAAAAAAACAUUGUUAAAAAUUUCAUUCAAUAUAUUUAUAUGUUUAUAGAUUUAAAAAAAUUAUAG
Messenger RNA from Chelonus insularis, 1353 nucleotides. RefSeq names its product sorting nexin 16 (gene Snx16). Gene Ontology annotation, molecular function: phosphatidylinositol binding. Lineage: Eukaryota; Metazoa; Arthropoda; Insecta; Hymenoptera; Braconidae. The coding region runs from base 415 to 1197 and encodes 260 amino acids. Gene Ontology annotation, biological process: protein targeting to lysosome; early endosome to late endosome transport; endosome to lysosome transport. Gene Ontology annotation, cellular component: early endosome; extrinsic component of endosome membrane; late endosome. The transcript has 5 exons. The record is from RefSeq and is a predicted model, not a curated record.